AUGCGUAAAAUCUGCACAAUAGAGCUGUUGAGUGGAAAAAGAGUUCAGGCUAUGCAAUCCAUCAGAGAGGAAGAGGUGUCUGAGUUCAUUAAGUCCGUUUCUUCAAAGGCCAGGUCGAAAAUGAACCUCAGCAAGAUGUUAAUUUGUUUAACCUAUGCAAUCACUUCAAAGGCCACAAUUGGUAAGAGUGGCGAGAUGCAUGGAUCAUUUGUACCACUUGUAAGAGAAAUACUAGAGGUUUUUGGAGGUUUCAGUUUGGCUUAUAUGUUCCCUUCCAUAAAAUUGUUUCACAUGAUCAGCGGGAUGAGGACUCGGCUUGAGAAGCUGCUGUUGAAUCGAGUUCUCUUAACAUACAACCUCACCAUCACCGUAGCUACUAGGAGCCGACUGCUCCAACCAGUUGAUAAGAUACUUGAAAACAUCAUCAAUGAACAUAAAGUUAAGAAGGCAACCAAUGAUUCUAGUGAGGAAGUUGUCGACGAUUUUGUAGAUGUUCUCUUGAAUCUUCAGGAAUGUGGAGACUCAGUUCCCCUUGACAGCAGACAACAUCAAAGCAGUUGUACUGACAUUUUCCUUGCUAGGAGUGAUACAUCGUCUACAACUUUAGAAUGGGCUAUGUCAGAAUUGAUAAAGAUUCCAAGAAUUAUGAUAAAGGCUCAAGCAGAGGUUAGGCAAGUCUUUGAUAGAAAAGGAUAUGUAGACGAAGCUGGACUCGAGGAUCUAGAAUUCUUGAAAUUAGUUAUCAAGGAAACUCUGAGGUUACACCCUCCUCUUCCAUUGUUAGUCCAAAGACUUUGUAGAGAGAGAUACCAAAUUCUUGGAUAUGACAUACCCAUCAAAGCCAAAGUCAUCGUUAAUGCAUGGGCUAUUGGAAGGGAUGCGAAUUAUUGGAUUGAUGGCGAGAAGUUCUGUCCUGAGAGAUUCGUCAAUAGUUCCAUCGAUUACAAGGGAAAUAACUUUGAAUUUAUCCCAUUUGGUGCUGGAAGGAGGAUGUGCCCUGCCAUGUCAUUUGGAAUAGUGACCAUUGAGCUUACACUUGCAAAGUUACUUUACUAUUUCGACUGGAAGCUCCCUAACAACAUAAAACAAGAAGAACUGGACAUGACGGAGAGUUUCGGUGUUUCAGUUGGAAGAAAAAAUGAUCUGCAUGUAAUCCCCAUCCCUUACCAUGCUACAAUUACUCAGUAA
Tripterygium wilfordii is the source of this 1188-nucleotide messenger RNA. RefSeq names its product cytochrome P450 71D10-like. The transcript has 4 exons. Lineage: Eukaryota; Viridiplantae; Streptophyta; Magnoliopsida; Celastrales; Celastraceae. Gene Ontology annotation, molecular function: iron ion binding; monooxygenase activity; oxidoreductase activity, acting on paired donors, with incorporation or reduction of molecular oxygen. The record is from RefSeq and is a predicted model, not a curated record. Bases 1 to 1188 code for a protein of 395 amino acids.